This is a messenger RNA of Radiomyces spectabilis, 1453 nucleotides long. RefSeq names its product serine protease 1. The record is from RefSeq and is a predicted model, not a curated record. The coding region runs from base 16 to 1302 and encodes 428 amino acids. NCBI's taxonomy places the organism in Eukaryota, Fungi, Mucoromycota, Mucoromycetes, Mucorales, Radiomycetaceae. Gene Ontology annotation, biological process: proteolysis. Gene Ontology annotation, molecular function: serine-type endopeptidase activity. The transcript is spliced from 3 exons.
ACUGCGCUUUCUUCCAUGCGGUUCACUAUUCUCAGUUCGGCUGUUUUGCUCUUGACAGCAUACACAAGUGCUUUACCUGCGUUGUCGUCGGAUACCCUGGCUCCUCUUUAUCAGCCACAGGAUGCGGAAGCCGUGUCGGAUUCGUACAUUGUUGUUCUCAAGGACCAUGUCGACACCGAAAAGGCGCACUCCCAUUGCGGCUGGGUGAACAAUUUGCACAAACGAGAUGCUCCUUUGGCCGAACUUUUAGACGCGGAUGCCGCAGCAGGUAUCAAACACACGUAUAAUUUGCCCGGCUGGCGAGGCUAUGCCGGUAAGUUUACCGAAGAAACUGUUCACCACAUUCGUCAGUCACCCGAGGUUGCGUAUGUGGAGCGAGAUACGAUGAUGUAUACUUCGGAGCUUCAACGUGGUGCUCCCUGGGGUCUUUCCCGAAUUAGUCAUCGCGACGCAUUGACCCUGCGCGACUUUAACAAAUACUCGUACGACGCCAAAGGUGGUCAAGAUGUCAAGGUGUACGUCAUCGACACGGGCAUUAAUAUCGACCAUAGCGAUUUUGAUGGCCGCGCUGAAUGGGGUGUGACGAUCCCUGAGAACGACAACGAUAAGGACGGUAACGGUCACGGAUCGCAUUGCGCAGGUACCAUUGCCGGCCGACGUUAUGGCGUGGCCAAGAAGGCGAAACCGGUAGCUGUCAAAGUGUUGAGCUCCAAUGGUUCCGGCAGCACGUCCUGGGUAUUGGCGGGUGUUAACUGGGUGAUUGAGCAGCAUCAGCUGGACGCCGAAAACGCAAAGAAGGCCAACAAGAAGUACAAGGGAGCCGUAGCGAAUAUGAGUCUCGGAGGCGGUAAAUCGCGUGCUCUUGACACAGCCGUGAAUCAGGCUGUUCGCAGUGGACUAGUGUUUGCGGUGGCGGCGGGUAAUGAUAACAAGGAUGCAUGCAACUAUUCUCCUGCGGCUGCUGACCUUGCUAUUACGGUGGGCGCUUCGAAUCUUCGUGAUCGCCGUGCUUACUUUUCCAACUUUGGUAAAUGUGUUGAUGUGUUUGCUCCUGGUGAGAAUAUUCUUUCCAUUUGGAACGAUGGAAAGGACAGCACGCAAACGAUUUCCGGUACUUCCAUGGCUUCUCCUCACGUUGCCGGUCUGGCCGCGUAUUUCCUGAGCCUCGAGGAAGAAAGUGUGGAACCCAAGGUGAUCAAGGACAAGAUCUUGAAGUUGGGAUCCAAAGAUAAGCUGGACAACAUCCCCAAGGACACUCCCAAUUUGCUUAUCUUCAACGACGCACCUGAUUCGUUCUUUUAAUCCAUCCAAAAAUCAUUUCUUGUACUUUUUCUAUUCUAGCGAUCUGAAACCAUAGAAUGAUGUGAAUUUUUCAAGUAAUCCCCUUUUAUAAUAACAAUGCUUAAAAACCUUCUGAAAUCUUUGAAAGGAGAUUUUUGGUUCUCUGAAAAAG